This is a messenger RNA of Hippopotamus amphibius kiboko, 495 nucleotides long. RefSeq names its product sulfotransferase 1 family member D1-like. NCBI's taxonomy places the organism in Eukaryota, Metazoa, Chordata, Mammalia, Artiodactyla, Hippopotamidae. The record is from RefSeq and is a predicted model, not a curated record. The transcript has 5 exons. Gene Ontology annotation, molecular function: sulfotransferase activity. Bases 31 to 450 code for a protein of 139 amino acids. Gene Ontology annotation, cellular component: cytoplasm. Gene Ontology annotation, biological process: sulfation.
ACCUUCUGAUCUCCAGCUACCCCAAAUCUGAUGAUCUACAUGGCACAGAAUGCUAAAGAUGUGGCUGUGUCUUACUAUUAUUUCUACCAGAUGGUGAAAUUGCACCCAGAACCUUGUACCUGGGAGGAGUUCUUGGAUAAAUUCAUGACUGGGAAGUUGGCUUUUGGUUCUUGUUAUGACCAUGUUAAGGGCUGGUGGGAGAAAAGAAAAGAUUAUCAUAUCCUUUACCUAUUCUAUGAAGACAUGAAAGAGGAUCCAAAGUGUGAAAUUCAGAAGUUAUUAAAAUUUCUAGAUAAAGACCUGCCUGAAGAAACUGUGGAUGAAAUCCUCUAUCAUAGCUCCUUUGAUAUGAUGAGGCAGAAUCCUAGUACAAAUUAUACCACUCUACCAAAAUUCAGUAUGGAUCAUUCUGUGUCUCCCUUCAUGAGAAAGGGUAUUUCAGGAGACUAGAAAAAUCACUUUAGUGUAGCCCAGUAUGAAAGAUUUGAAGAAGAU